Aspergillus melleus is the source of this 672-nucleotide messenger RNA. RefSeq lists its product as uncharacterized. Bases 1 to 672 code for a protein of 223 amino acids. Gene Ontology annotation, molecular function: acyltransferase activity, transferring groups other than amino-acyl groups. The record is from RefSeq and is a predicted model, not a curated record. The transcript has a single exon. Lineage: Eukaryota; Fungi; Ascomycota; Eurotiomycetes; Eurotiales; Aspergillaceae.
AUGUCGACUCCAUCCGUAGCAUCUCAAUGUCGCCUCGAACCCAUCAACCUCAACGACCCCGACCAUUUCAACGAAGUGCGCCGCCACCGUCUCGUCUGCGGCUGGGACCACGAACCCUCAACGCUCGAGAAAUGGAAACUCAAACAGAACGAAGGUCUGAAAAACUUUUUCUGGAUCACCAUGCCCAACUCCAGUUGCAAUCUUCACCGUAACUCCGACUCCGACUCCGACUCCAGCCAAAACACCCCCACAAUCCGCAUCGGGCACAUCUCCCUCGACGCCUACAGCGACCCCCCAGAUCCGGAGCUCUCGCGCGCCGAUAAAUCCAUCCUCGCUAUUCAGACCUUCUUCGUGCUCCCUGAAUACCGGUCCUUGAGGGUCGGUGCGCGCGCGCUGGCUCUGGCCGAGGAAUUAGCGCGGCGCGAACCGAACUGUCGAGUGAUUGCGUUGACGGCGCUGAGUAAACGGUAUAUGUAUGACGAGGGCUUAGACGGAAAGGGUCUCUGGGAGAGGAUCGAUGAGGAGAUGCCGCCUGGGAGUAUUCAGGAGUGGUAUGAGAAGAAGGGUUAUGUGGGGUGGAAGGAGGAGCCGAGGUAUGAGACGGAGUUGAAGGGUGGGGGGACGUAUUGGUUGAGGGAGGUGUUUAUGAGGAAGGUUUUGAGGGAGGGGUGA